This is a messenger RNA of Spirometra erinaceieuropaei, 12375 nucleotides long. Lineage: Eukaryota; Metazoa; Platyhelminthes; Cestoda; Diphyllobothriidea; Diphyllobothriidae. The record is from the annotation of a GenBank genome assembly.
AUGGCCAAAAUGUGUGAUUCCUUCCACAAGGUAGGAUAGGUUUCAGUUUCAAGAGCAAGAUUAAAUAUCUUGCACAAGAGGGAUGGGAAGAUCGUGUUUGCAUCGGCUUUUAAAAUGCUUACUGGGACACCAUCAGGGCCUGGGCUAUAAGAUUGACGAAGACGCCGAAUCGCAACGGUCACAUCCCGCAGAGAGAAAGUUAUAUUUUCUAGGACUGCCCCAGUCAGUACCUGUAGUGUCGGAAGCGAAGUGAUCGAGUCUUCAAUGAACGUUUUGGAUAGGAAAUCAUUGAAGCUAUCAGCGGUUAACUGGGCAUCAAAUACGGGAUUUCAGAGAGCGUCUCGGAGGAUGGGAUGCUGCGUCUUUCGCUCAGUUCGUAUUUUUCUAGAGACAAGUUUCGAGACAUUUAAAGUAUGGUUUUCGCUAAACUGUACCUCUUCGGCUAGCUGUUUUUCUUCAGUCAACUUCUUAGCCCGCUCAAAAUUAUCACAAAUCAAGGGCAGGACAGAAACGUCUUUGUGAAGAUGGAAUCGACGAUAAAGUAUGUGCAAUCUGCGACGAAAGGUUAAGGAUGGGAAAACCUCAUCCAAAACAUUAAUAAUUCUCUUACGGGGCACGAAACGAGAAAUAAGUGGAUCCAAAAUGUCGUACAGUUUUGCAGUUCAAACAUUUAUAACCGAACUUAGGAAGAAAUCAGUCCAGUCGUAGGAAUUAAUAUGUUGUAAAGAAGAUGAAGAUCCGAUCUCUGGGACAGUGGGUUUAUUAGUCUGAGCUUUCGGUCUCGUACAGGAGGCCAUCGCUCUCACUCAUAUCUCUCCCCCCCCCUUCAUGGCGUGACUACAAAAACCGCUCAUUUGAUGUUGCCUUCUCACAGUCUCUGACGAUGGCCUCCUGUACGAGACCGAAAGCUCAGACUAAUAAACCCACUGUCCCAGAGAUCGGAUCUUCAUCUUCUUUACAACAAGAACCUGGGAUUCGCAUAUUCGCUUCCAUCCGUGAAUUAAUAUGUGUUAACAAUUCGGUUGAUCGAGUUCAUAGGAAACCGCAGAAAAAGUUAUGCUUUGGAAACAACGUUUUAUCGGCCUCGAAUUCCAACUUUGAAACAACUAUGUCAUGGUUUGAGCUCCCGAGUGGGCGAAGAGAUGACAAUGACGUUGGCAUGCAGCCUCUACAGUAAAUCAGGUCAAGUAUGCUUGAUCCUCGGGUGAGAAAAUCGACAACCUGAGUCCACAUUCCAACAUCCAAAGCCUGAAGACAUUCUUCGAACUUUCUGGGGCCUGAAGGCGGAGACCAGAGAACUUCAGGGAGAUUUAAAUCACCCGCAACUGAUUGAUACUUAAAGCGUAAGUCGGUCGACUUUACCGUAUUUUGCUUUUUCCUCUUUGUCCAUAUUCUCGACCGUUCCGGGCUCAAUGCCCCAGUUUAAUCUAGCAACACAUUUCUCGAUAUUUCUUGUAAUUUAUUCAUAUUCGAAUCUCUUGGACGUUCUUCAUAGCAGUUGGACGCUGUUCUAAUAGUUGACCUUACACGAGCCUCCUCAGAAAUCGAACUUCAAUACCAACGCUAUAUUUUUGCACCUUCGCACAUUUUUAAGGUAGGCAACAAAAUAUUCCGUGGUCACUUACUUUGGGAUGAACUAAGUCGCAGCAGAAAUGUUAAGGAACUUUGACAUUUAUCCUCCCUUUAAUAACCUGUGUCGACUGGCGCCUAUUUCGUUUUGGUGUAGGGGUUGCGUUUUGUUUUUUCAUUUCUCUUUAUGGUCCGUAGUAACCAGCCAAACUACUGUUUCCGUAUUUCUGCUGUUGAAAUUGCAGUUUUCUAUUCUAAUGACAGCAUAAGAUUUUGUUCGUCUAAUUCUCACUCGCAUAUAAUGGCCGCUUUGCGAUCUCUGACACGAUUUUUAUUUGCAUGUAAUGGAAAGAAUAAUAAACUAGGCAUCAGACUUAGUUUGCACUCGUUAUUACUUCACUGCAGUCUUUAGAACUUUCAGGGAUUUGUUGCGAACGUAGUGACGAACGCAUUUAUUUUGAGCCUACAGCUGUAGGCUGUAGGUACCUUUUGCUAUCCUAAGGUAGCAAAAGGUACCUUGGAGCAUUGCUGGUUGCUAUUCUGAAGGCUAAUUUGUAAAUAUGUUAAAGAUCGUGGCGGCACAAUGAUUAGAGUCUGGUCCUGGUCCUAGGCCUGAUGCCGAUCUGUUCAGUCUUGCCGGUGCGUGGUAAAGUAGUCGGGAGCAGCCACCUCGGUCAGACCCGCGGAAUCUUCUGCUGUCAGUAGGAUGAACACAUCAGCUUUUUCGUCCUUUUAAACAAAAAAUCAGGUUUCUUGCCCUCAUGACAAGUAAAAUGGAGGAAUGACCGCGAGUGACCUAAAGUUUGGCGAAACUAACACCUUAAGCCCAUCACCCGUUAAAGUAGUUGGACAGUCCACCUGUGCAUGUGAGAGCUGUCAUCUCUGCACACGGGAGGCAUCCGUUCUCUGCUUGUGUUUGGUCAGUCUUGUUCACUCCCCAUGCUCUGUAUUUGUUUUGCCACUCGCGUCUUCAUUGAAUGGCUACAGUUUGUGAGGAAUGCAGCGUCGAUUGCGCGCUUCUUUCUCCCCAAAUGAGAUGUCUCGCUAUGUAAUGUGUCGACUUGAAGAAAAAAAUCGUCCCGCUCGCUUGGACUAGGCCCUGGAUUGCGACUAUAUCGAGAGGAACACCUGAAAACUUCGGUAGAUAUGACUCCGUCCCUUUGGUCCGCGAGGCAGGCGUGCCAAUUAACUACACUUCACUCGGGAGUCUACAACAGACCGACUCCGGUGGAAGCUAUCGUUCUUACCUUGACGAGCCUGGAACAUGGGAUUGACUCAAUCGGUUAUGCCGAAUGCCAUUUUAAUCACAGGUUAACCACAGAAAAUGACACUUGUUCUUCCUCGUGAUGCGGUUACAUACGUCAUGCUUCUUCCUCUUCAUCCUGACCCUGGGUGCUGAUAGCAUGUAGAAAAGGGUCCUUGUGAAGAACUGCGGGUCGUCCCUAUGUUUGACCUUAUCGUUGUGGCCGAUUGGAUUUCCUAGACGCGAAAGUGUUGUUUAUCUGCGAGGCGGUUUCUCCACCACUACGCAUCGGGGGACCGUUGUCCGGAUGAUGAAGAGCCUAUUAAUUUUGCUGCGCUCGACCUCUUAGUCGUUACGAAUAUAUUUUUCCGGCAUUCCAGGAGAUUUCUGGUCACCUGGCACCCAAGCGGUGACCACUCUCAAUAUAAGCCCGACUACAUACCUGCCUGGGCCCGCUGGAUCAGCUCAUGGAUGGACUCUGGCACAGUGCGUAGGGCUGUAUGCAUGAUUCUCGGUUGUAGUUGAGGCUGCAUGUUGUCCAGAAGUCACUGCCUACGAAGCUAUGCAGUAUUGGGCGUCUCAAGGAUCAUAGCAUUGUCGCCGGCAUCCGUGCGGCUAUAUCCAACCGCCUGGUCGCCCUGACACAGACAGCAUCUGCCUGUAAGGCGUAUUCCAUUGAAGCCAACUGGCUGCAACUGAAAUACGUUUUCCAGAGUAACUCACGAGAAUUAUUCUGCCACAGCAGGUGCGACUGUAGGAAUUUAUUAUCUACUGAAACGGUCCCACUGACUGAAAGUGCAGAAGCGUUUUGCAUUCAUGGCGAUCCGUCCUUCAUGCCUGCAACGUAUUCUGGUGUUAGACUGCCUGUGAUCUGGAGUUCACAUCAACUACUGUAGAUACGUGAUGUCUACCGGAUUUUCUGGAGUAUACGGUCUCAAAGCCCGUCCUGCUGUGAUUGACCCGGUGGAAAGGAUGUUUUAUCCAACUGCUGAGCCCGCUAAUUCGGGUUUUUUAAUACUGAAACCAGUUUAAAAAUAUCUUGGUGACCAAACAUAUUUAAGGUUGCAGCUGAUCCUCUACGUGGGAUAUCAUUGAGGUGAUAUCUUAGUUUAAGUACGGCAGAAUUCUAAACGAGUACUGUCUCUCGGCAAAAAUCCACACUUCAUGUUACAACCUGAUGGGUUACAGGUCUUCUCACUCACAUUUUGAAGAAUGUAGUCUUAGCUGGGGUUGCCGUGUACUUUCACCGACUUACAAGGACGGCAACAGUAAACUGUAGGGGGGGGGGGAGUGAGACAAGCGGUAAGUCACAAUUGUAACCGACGUCCACCAUUGGCCUUCCCUUCGUCUUUGUUUUGGGCCCUGUUGCUUCAUAGUUCUACACCUUCAUUGCGAACAGUCCGAACGGUCUGAUCAUACAGUGUUAUUGGUUGCUUUCACUGACUACCGCACUGAAACACGCCAAAACAGCCAAGACUGUCUUUAACUCGUACAAUGUAACACGCCACUCAAGCGUGACCUAACACUUCCAGCCCACACCCUGGCCUCACCAACUGCCACCACCAGCCGAAACAGCAGUUUGGGGUUCCGUUCUGAAGAAAUCUCUUAUCCGUAUGUCAUCUAUCUUCUCCUGCCGGCAGAGACUUGAACUGCUAGUUGUAAUGGUUAAAGUGAACCUGUCACACCGGCUUAAACUAUGGACAUAUCCCAGUCACUAUGAUCUUCAGGAAUAGAAGUUUGACGCCAGCUGAUAAAGCAUUAUAUUCUUUACAAAAUGAAUGAAGAAUAGGUUGGACCAAGUUGGCAGCGCGGAACUCGGAAGACAGCCCGAUUAGACUCCACGUAUAUUCAAGUGUUUUGUUCAAUACCGAUCUUCUUUACUGCCAAGGGCGUAGCACUUGUAGUAGAGCUAGCUUAUGAUUCAGUUGGUGGUACUAUUCGACUAACCAGACUAUUUUUGUCAUAAGAAAUAAAACGAGUUGGCAACAGUGCAGUUUCUUCUUACGCCGUUAAUCGCUAUGCUGAAUUCGACAAGGCUGAUGUGUCAAGCAUUCUAGUCCCCGUCAGCUCACAUGAGAACUAAGUUCCUUUUUAAGCAUCCGGACAGAUUUUCUACUUCCUAAGUUUAUCAAGCUUAUAAGCCCGGAGCUUAAAAGAGCACUUACAGUCAGUAACCAAUCUCAUAAAAUGUUCACCGAAAUUGUGAAAUGCGUUUUGGAUCUGGAUUGAUUAUUUAGGUGCGGUCAUGAUAUUUAUCAUCAUGCAGCAUAAUCCCAAGAUAUUUCAGUCACGUCAACAUAUCAGUCUUUGAAUGCACGUCUUUUUGGCCGCCUGUAGAAAUUCCACUCGGCAGAAUGGCUACUAAGGUGAUAUAAUUUUUUCCCAUUGAUCUUCGGCGCCAGUAUAAAUGCAAGUGUAUUUUCUAAUGACGUAGUUGAGUAUUCAUCUUUGUGUUCAUUUGGCAUAUAUCACGUCUUUUUCAACUUCUGCAUUUUUAAGAGGAUUUGUUUUGGUUUUAAUAGCUGUUGGAUUCCCGAAUGAUUUUGGACCCGAUCUGCUGUUGCGUUUGCGUUUAGGGUUUACAGUCCACAUUUUAUAUGCUCUUCACGUAAGGGACCAGAGAAUCUAACUACUUUAAUCCCUGAAAACGAUGUUCUUAUUCUGCAAUCGAUCAACAUUCGUGUCCUGUGGGCAGCUCUUUCUCUCUAUUUAGAUACACAGUGUAAUACAGGUACGACCUGGUACGCCUCCGUUCUAUUUCAUUUUCCCGUUCCAUUUUUAUCGUUCACUUUGUCAUUCAACGUCAUCCUACUGACGCUUAAAUUUUUAGACACAAUCUAUCUUGAUGGCAUACACUAUCAAUGGAUGCUGGAUCCCGAACUCUGAACUUCAGGAUUUGCACUCCUGCUCCCCAUCCACAUGCACCUUUUGCCCUCCGUCCUCCAUGAAGACUUUCCGUUGUCCAUUUCCUAAUUUGCCUUCUCCGCGUAUUGUCUCGGUUAAGUGCGGUCGCUCAGUCACCGCAAAUGCUUAUGAGUGGGAGUUACCGAAUCAAAACUGUACGCCCGGUAAGCCCCGGUGCACAUCCCCCUUUUGUGAAUAAGUUAUGGGGGAUCAUACGAAGAUCUCCCUCAAUUAAUGUUUCGAUUAGUACUCGAUAAGAGGUUAUUAGCGGUUUUGAGGACCGCCAUAGCGUUGAUGAUUAGCAUUUUCAUCAUAUCGUUUGUCGGCUGCUCUUGCUGCGUCAUUUUAUUAUUAUUAUUAUGAUUGCAGUGUGUUUUCAUAGGUGUCCCCUAAAUGUCCAAACCAACUGUUGCUUUUUGCUCUAUUUUGCUCGAAAAAACAGUCCAAGUUAGCCAAGACCUCCUGGAUACAGACUGCGACCUUCAGCUUCGCCACUCGCCGACCGCCGUAGAACAUGUAUUUUGUUUGUAAGUAGGUUGUCAAGGCAUUUGACUUGCGCCAGAAGAAGAUAGUCACAACUUUCCGGCGACAAGUACAGGCCAAACUGACUGGCAAUCGGGUAGGACGCAGUUACAGACGACGUCCGUCUACACACGCUGUGACACGAUGGUAAUGACACUAGGCGUCGCAAACAAAUUUACAGGCACUGAAGAUGUGUGCCUUUACCCUAAUAUUUGUUUAUUCUGUUAAUUUGAAUAUUUGUCGGGUUGUCGCUGCUGAACUCAGUGCAACUUCUUGGAAUCCGACACAGAGCUGGGAGUCUAUGGAAGUUAUUGGGGAAUGACUGUCUCAUGCACUUGUGUAUUUCUUACGAAUAUCGGCUCAUUGCAGUGAUUGUCCAUCUCUUGUUAUUACAUACACUCCAUUAUUACUUAUCUUACGCAGCCAUUGAGGAAGGAAGUAGACUGGCAUAGCACUGGAAUCAUUUGUUUAUUUGUUUGGGCUUUCGAACUCGUGCAGGAGUCCAUCGUCAGAGAUGACAGCGAUAUUUACAGGGGAUGUCUGCCAAUAAAGGUUCGGUGACGCAGGUUUGGUGGUGGCUGCAGAGGGCUUUAUACGCCGACGGAAGAUCAGUACAUGGAUUGAUUGAGUUCUCGUCAGAUGCCCAGGUUUCAAUGGAUUCUCAGCAAGUUUUGCUUCCGGCGUGGGUGAUUAUCUUGGUGGCCGCUAAUUUGAACUUGUGACUCCUCUCGAAUGUGUGGACAGCCACUCACGGUAGUUCGUCAGCCCGUUGCACAGCCAGCCCAUGUUUGCGUACGCACGAUCCGAGCAGACGUUCUUUUUGGCCUGUGUAAUUACAAGGGCAGUUUGGGUACUGGAUACGAUACACCACACCUGACGGCUUACUGAGAUGUAGUCGAUCCUCGCUACUAAAUAGCCUGCCGUGCAUUCUACGUCACUAUUGAAGUUGAAAUGCCAGUUGCGAGUUUUUUGAACACCUCCCUUCCUUUUAGUCCAGGUCUUUUGACUCAACCUUAAACACCACCUGUCUUGUUGGCAUGUUGUCGCAUACUGGUUGUGGGAACCCUCAUUUCUGACUUCACAAACACUAUAACCACACAAAAUAACGACGCCUGACAGAUGCUCGCACCCAAAACUCUAUAACUUGUCAGUCCUUUUAUAACAUUUGACUUAUUAGGCUGCCAUGACUUGAACCUAAUCUUUCGGGCUCAAGGUUCCCCUGUUUAAACAUUCCGUUUUUUCGUAAAGUUUCUCCGAAUUUGGUCUUUUCUUUUGCCGCAAUUGUUUUUAGUUCUCGAGAAAACCGUUUACUUUUACGGCUCUCUGUACGCCCUUCGGCAAGAGCAACAGUCCCUCGAGUUGGCCCGUCAGGCUGCAUUGAACGUCCGCGCAAGGCCCUUUAUGUCUCUCUCCAUCGGAAUGUCGGCACUCAGCAUAACCCUUGUGCUGCUGAUGAUUUUAUACGUUUUUUAUAAAAACAACCGUACUGCUACCGGCGGCGCCCGUGCCACACGCAACAGACACCGGACCGACAGGCGGGGUAGCCGUCGGAUUCGCUCGGACCGACAGUCUGUGGGCGUCCAGGCGGAGCAGUCUAAUUUAGUACUCGAUGCAACCGCAGCCAACGCCAGCAUUCCAGGAGGUCGUGCGUCUCGUCCCCGGUCCAGACGCACUACGCAAGUCAGUGAAGUGAGUUUCUUGUUACUUCAACCAAGGACCUCACUUACCUUUAUCAUCUGACAGACUGCCAUCAUUAGGCAUCCUACUUAAUUUCAUAGGGAAUGUCAACGUUUAUUCAAUUCUUACUCAAAGGUCUGGUCGGGUGCGAUGUCGCCGGCAGCUCUUAAUUUCGUCUUCCACGUGUGCCAUUUUGAUCUCCCAACUGGAGCUCCAAAACGAAAUGAAACGUCUGUAUUCCAUUCCGCAGUCAGAAGGAGAGGGUUGAAGUCAUUUUUUAUGACUGUAUAGUCCUGACCGAAAACGGAAAAGCUUAAGGCCUUGACUCUUCGGUAAAGCACUUUUCUUGACAGCUGAAAAGUCCGAUCUACUGGCUGAUGACGGUCAAUGGGCGGGAAAUUACCUGUUCAGCCGUCCCGGAAUUUGUUGGCUCUAUGUCCUAAUCAGUUUUUACAUGGUUUUCCGGUCUCCGCUUUAUGUCUCGGCCUGCUGAUGGACCAUGAUCGGCUGUCAAGCAUGCUGCGGCGGACCUGCCUUCACUUGUGACGCCGUGGCUUUCUCUCAUAUAAUCUUUCAACGUUAUGUCUGUUUUCCAUGAAUCUGUCAUCGCCUCACCUUUAACUUUAUGUCUGUCCUAUUUAACCAGUCUUACUGGAAUUUUUAUUUUGCAACUUCAUCAUCUUUUGCAUCUAUUUUGCGUCCUCUUCGACCGAUGUUAGUAGUCAAAGGUUCCUAGUUCAUGUCUGCAAUGUCAGUAUUUUUUCCUUUUAUGAUUUGGUUGACUCCCUUGCUUUGUCUCUAGGGUGGACUUAACACUGGCUUCUAUGACUCUGAGGCCCUUCUCGGACAUGAUGAAGCGCUAUCGAUGGCGGCUGAUGAGGAGGAUGAGAGAUGCACACAAACGCGGCGCCUGUCUAGCAACACGCAUGCUGAGACGCCUCUGCGCACCCCUCCGGGCCCCCCGACCUCUCCGCCGAGGUAGGCUUCUCUUUGACAAGCCUCCCCUCUCCAAUUUGCAGAAUCUAUCGCCGUCAAAACGGCGGGCCGAAGGGCAAAGGAGUCCAUACUAAUGACCUUUUUAAGGCUCGAGGUCACCAUUCUUUGGCACACGUUUUGCAUCUAUUUUACGCACAGUCAUCAUGCACUUCACAACGCUUCUUUCCCUGCGUUGCAGGUAUCAUCAAGUUGAUAAGUUUUUAGCCUUGCUUGUUGUGCAAACUAUAGUAUUUUUAAAUCCGUUCGUUGCCUAAAUUACGAGUGCCGAUUGAAUGAGCUUCUAUGCACCAAAUUACAAGGAAUAUCUUGGAAACUGAUUUUAUAUGUACUCUUUGUCUGACAAUACCUGAUGUCUUUGUUGGAACUGAAUUUGGAUUCUGUCACCUGCGAAACAGUAGGUCAUAAUGCUGCGGUUUGGUUGGUAAUCCACCUUACUGUCCGAAAAGAGGUCGUGCUAAUAACUCCAGCAUUUGACGCCAAUGCAGUUUUAGAUUAUUGCAGUCCACAACUCUCAUUCAUGAUUACUCUCAUGGAUUGGCUCGAAUUUACACAAAACAUGUUGAUUUAAUCUUUGCCUCAUGUGAAGAUCACUUUGCGUACAUUGUAGGGUUUACCAAAGGCGUUAGCCCACUCACUGAUUGGUUUAUGGGAUUUCCCAUACUCGUUUCUCGGCUGUGUGCCUAUGCGAUCAUGAAGCCGAUCACAGGUCUUUAGGUCAGAACUACCGCAAUGCAUAACUGUCAACAAGCAAAUUAUUUGAAAUUUUCAGUUGGGAUAAUAGCAGGCGACAUUCUGUUUGAGAGUGUGGUUGUGCUUCAGACUCGUGCUCGGGCACUUUGCGAAUGCUAGCUUUUACUGCUUCGCUGUCGCCCGCCACAAGGCCAUAUCCGCUGGUCUCUCUGCGCAAGUCGACAUGGGUGGUUACCUAAGUCGACUGUUCAUUUGACUAUAGGGCUUGGCUGUGGCAGUUAUGACGAUGCCGGGCGAAGUCGGAUAGAGGAUGUCUCAGAGUCGGAUCGGUUUAAACCUGUCUGUUUAUAAGACGAAGAGGCGAUCACAGGAACAAGAAAUUUAUUGGCCUGACGUUUCGGAUUCUCACUCGAAUCCAUCAUCAGGGACAUCCGCCUGUCUGUUUAUCUAGUCCGUCAGAGCCCUCGAAAGAAUUAACCCCACCCCAGGGCUUAUGAUGAGCUUAUGUCUGCUGAUGGCGAAGAGUCGUUUUUGAGUUUUCCGGUUUUAUUUAGAUGAUCGCUUUGCAGUUAAUUGGACGAACGCCACCUAACCAGUCUACUUUGCCUAGAUUGUUCAACUUAUUUCAAGAAUUUGUCAAUCAUACGUCAACAAACUAAGUUGGACUAACAAGCAUGCAGCGUAGCCGCCCUCUUGUGGAAAUUAAUUUAGCUGUAAUAGGAGGGUUCCUUUUCUGACUAUCGUAAGUUGAGGUCAGUUAUCGCCAUUUAGCGCAGUUGGCCACCGCGAUACCUUUCCGCUUACUCCCCGUGUCUUGAUAAAUUAGAAUUUUUGGGACUUUUGGGUCCUCGCUGGACCUUGUUUACCCAUUUCCUUAUGACUUUUUCCUUCGCUCGGUCCUAGCCAACGCGUUUUUGUCGGCGUACCAUGGUUGCCUUCCUAUGUGGACGCUACGAAGACCGGUAUGUACUGCAUUGUCAAAGAUUCACGCACUCCACCACCGGACUACGCGUCAAACGUGAGCCAUGCAGAUCUAUCCAAUGGCAUUGAAAAUGACGGACUGAGCACCUCGUGGGAAUGCGACUCUUCAUCGGCGACCGGCAUCCAGAGGGCCCACACAACUGGCAGUUUGCCCGACUUUCCGCAGCCUCUCGACUCCUCCCCGCCCGCCAGUGGACGUUCAUCACAUGGCGACUCAACCCAUACGGUAUUCACCUAUUUCCCCUACUACGUCAGGUUACAUGCAGUCGAGUUUCCAGUGGAAAAGUUGAUUCAGAGUUGUUUCUUUCGUCUGAAAGCCUAUAAGCGUGAUAGUCCUGCAAUGUUUAUACCAGAUUCGAAGACAGGGAAGCGAGGGUUUUAAGGUUUAUGCGAACGUUUGGGUUAGCUGCCAUUAAACGCGCAACGUUUUAGCCUAAAAUGAGGAAGCUUGUCUUGCUUACUCAUAUUAUGGAUUGCCCAUGACUAGCACGUCUUCGACAACUUUGGUCGCUCGCCUGCUGGCUUCUAUUCCGGAUCUUGCGUAAUUGAACCACACACAUGAGGUGACUGAACAAACGUGAAGAAAUGAGAUCGUUCCUGAUCGUUCAUCGUGAGUCCCUUUGACGAAUAAUGAAACUUGGUGGUAUGCCGGCCGAAAUUGUUGUCAUGAUCAAGACCUACUACCGCUCAACCACCGCGCAAGUUCUAGUUCAUAGCGGUCUCUCCCAGGUGUUCGAUAUUCGGUCUGGCAUUCAGCAAGGUUGUAGCCUCUUGCCAAUUCUGUCGAACUUCGCCGUUGAUUGGAUUCUCAGGAACGCCCUACGCGAAGUUGGCGGUGUUGAGUUCGCACUCGGCCGCCGGCUGCCUGUGCUCGACUACGCCGAUGAUAUCGCUCUCCUAGCUUCAGGCCUUGGCGAUCAGCAGUCCUUUUUGUUACGAAUGAGUGAGGUCAUAAAAUUCGUCGGUUUAUGCAUAAACGCUGGGAAGACCAAAGUGUUUUCAAGCUGUGUCGCUGACCUGGAUAAGGCACCUCUUGAGAUUAGUGACUGUCGAUUUGAAGAUGUAGACAGUUGCAGGUACCCCGGGGGAGGCUGUUGCCGAAUGGGCAGAGUAAGGACUCCAUUGUAUCCCGGAUUAAGGCUGCCCACCGGUUUCUUCAAGCCGUAGGAAGCGUCUAUAGACCUGACGCGACAUCUCCAUCGUAACGAAUGUUCGCGUGUACCUUGCAUCCGUCCGACCAGUCCAUCUGCACGGUUGUGGAUGCUGAGCCGUGCGUGUGAAUGAUUAGCGAAAACUGGCGGUACUUGACUGCCACUGCUUGAGGACCGUCCUCCGAGUGAAGUGCACUGAAUUCGUCCCAAAUGAGACUGUCCGCACUCCCUGGACAUCGAAAGGAUGUCUCAGGUCAUUCAAGAAAGACGGCUGCGGUGGUUUAGACACUUUCUUCAUUGUCCACCUCACGAGCCCAGCGUUGCUACCUCCGACCUGGCGCUGUCAUCCACUUGGAAACGUCGUGGAGGGGUCAACUCAAAAUCUGGCUGGACAAAGUCAAGACAUACAGGUGGUUCUCGGACCACUCGUGACUGAGACUUUUCUUUGCGCUACAGGACUUAAUAGGUUGCUAGCGACCCAACGGCUUGGGAUCAGCUCAUUGAAGGUUUCGGUGUUUGGUGAGGGCCAGUGUUAAAAUGUCAAUGGUAUAAGGACAGUUUUUUUGCCAGACAAGAAACAUCGUCUCUUUUUUGUAAUUUCAUGUUCUUAUUUCAUUCCAGGGGUCUCCGAAUGUCGUGUAA